GAAGAGCUCCCGGUCGUGUAAGGAAUGGUUUGUGAAUAGAUAGGGAGUGGGCCGGGAGCCGGCGCGCGGCGGUACUCGCGGCAGAGGGCCGCCAUGACGGGCGGGACGCGCGCUUGCCUGCUGCUGGCGGGACUGCUCGCUGUGCUCUACUCAGGAUGGUGUUCAGAAGACGAAGAGCGCCUAGUGCGCGAUCUAUUCAGAGGUUACAACAAACUCAUACGGCCGGUGCAAAACAUGACACAGAAGGUCGACGUGCGGUUUGGCCUAGCAUUCGUCCAGCUUAUCAACGUUAACGAGAAGAAUCAAAUUAUGAAGUCUAAUGUGUGGCUACGUUUAGUAUGGAUGGAUUAUCAGCUGAUGUGGGAUGAAGCUGACUACGGAGGCAUCGGUGUGCUGCGACUACCCCCUGACAAAGUCUGGAAACCGGAUAUAGUGCUUUUCAACAACGCUGACGGCAACUACGAAGUGCGAUAUAAAUCUAACGUUCUCAUCUACCCUAAUGGCGAAGUACUUUGGGUACCCCCUGCCAUAUACCAGAGUUCAUGCACUAUCGAUGUAACAUACUUCCCAUUCGAUCAACAAACCUGCAUCAUGAAAUUCGGAUCUUGGACUUUCAACGGCGAUCAAGUGUCUCUCGCCUUGUACAACAAUAAGAAUUUCGUUGAUCUGUCUGAUUACUGGAAAUCUGGAACAUGGGAUAUCAUAGAAGUGCCCGCGUAUUUGAACAUCUAUGAAGGAAACCAUCCUACUGAGACGGACAUUACGUUUUAUAUCAUUAUAAGAAGGAAGACCUUGUUCUAUACCGUCAACUUGAUUCUGCCGACCGUGCUUAUCUCGUUCCUUUGUGUGUUGGUAUUCUAUCUGCCUGCUGAAGCUGGGGAAAAGGUCACUCUGGGUAUCAGCAUUUUGCUGUCACUGGUUGUGUUUCUACUCUUGGUAUCGAAAAUCCUCCCGCCGACCUCUCUCGUGCUGCCCCUCAUCGCCAAGUACCUGCUCUUCACAUUCAUCAUGAACACCGUCAGUAUCCUCGUCACGGUCAUCAUCAUCAACUGGAACUUCAGAGGACCUAGAACUCAUCGCAUGCCCCUUUGGAUUCGAAGUGUGUUCUUGCACUACCUGCCUGCCGCGCUGCUAAUGCGGCGUCCACGCAAAACCCGCCUACGUUGGAUGAUGGAGAUGCCCGGCAUGGGCGCACCGCCGCACGCCGCCGCCCCGCACGACCUACCCAAGCACAUCAGUGCUAUCGGUGCAAACCAAAGCAAAAUGGAGGCAAUGGAGUUGUCUGACUUGCAUCAUCCUAACUGCAAGAUUAAUCGGGCGGCUGGAGGCGGUGGUGAAAUGGGCGCUUUGGGCGGUUUAGGCGCGCUCGGCGGGCUCGGCCUCGCCGAGAGACGAGAGUCAGAGAGCUCUGACUCCCUUCUUCUGUCUCCUGAAGCCGCCAAAGCAACUGAAGCGGUCGAAUUCAUCGCAGAGCAUUUAAGAAACGAAGACCUUUACAUUCAGACGCGCGAGGAUUGGAAGUACGUCGCCAUGGUGAUAGAUAGAUUGCAGCUGUACAUCUUCUUCAUCGUGACCACUGCUGGAACUGUCGGCAUCUUAAUGGAUGCACCACACAUCUUUGAAUACGUUGACCAAGACCGUAUUAUCGAAAUAUACCGGGGGAAGUAAAUGCGAACUGCGAGAAACAGCUAACUAUAAUUAUCACAUUCAGGGCCAAGGACCCGACUGUCGGGUACACUGUUUGUAGCGACUACGCGCUACAUACGGCGAAACCGUGGCUACGCGCUACGAGCGUAACCCGUAGCUCUUAGUGGCAAUGAAUGUGUUAUUAUACAAUUUUUUUAGAGAUGCUUACUGUUUAUUAGUCAACCCAGUUAAAAAAUCUUCCAGAGCAACUUACUUCUUCCUUUAAAAUAAUAAUGUAAUUGAUACCACUAUCUAUUAACAGAUAUUGUUGAUUUGCAAAUUAAGUCCAAACAAUGCUCAGUUUUAUUCAAAUAAAUUAUUAAGUAUUAAAAAUACCUACUUAAUUAUAUUUUAAGGCGCUCCAGCUUUGUAAUAAAAGUAAUAAAAUAUAGGUAUGUAUAUACAUAUUUGUACUUACACAUGCUUCCAAUACAAUCUCCAUAACUAACGACUAGUUAUCAUUAAAUUGGCCAAGGUUAUUGGCAGUCAAUCAAUUUGGUUAAUUAAUUAGCAAGCUUAAUCACUUAGACAAAGAAAGCUAAAUAUUGUGUAGGUAUGUAUUGCUUUUACAGUAGUUAUGUCUUACAUAAUAUUUCUUAACAUUGUAAUUGUGGUGGACAACACUGCCCAUUCUCUUACGAGUAAGCUUUCGUGAUUCCCUACAUAAAUAUCCAUGGAAAUAACAAGCUUAAAUACCUACUUGGCCGCAAUGUGCGAAAGAGUAGACCUAAAGCCGCAAAAGCUCUCUGCGGCAUAUGAUGGGCAUGUAGCUACCUGACUUUGAUAAUGACACAGACCAACCCCUAACCCCUUAAUAGGCGUUUUUCCGUGGAUAACGAUAAGCCUUGUAUGAAAAGGUGGAUAAUCAGCGACACGUUACGUACCCUGCGUAGGUAUAUCUAAAAAGCGCCUUCAAAGAAAGUCUCGACCUAAGCAGUCCUACGCUUACACUUAUAACGACCAAGGGCAGCUUUAUUGUGCACAGUGCGAUCGGACAUUAAAACUAAGUUCGGUUAUACGUGCUUAUCAGAGGAAUUUGUAAAGGUCGCCGUUGUCGGACACGACAUGGAGGACUAUAUAGGUAUGUCUAAUAAUUGAACUCACAUGGUUUCAUACCUACUUGCGAGCUACUCCAGCAAUGUCAAUCUAGAGCUUCAAAACGAAUUAGGAGCCGGAAGUUUAGGUAUUAAACAAUAAAGCACUUAGUUAUUAGUUCAAAUAAGAUUAUAAUAGGGUUAUUACAAUAAAUUAAUAGAAAUUAAAAUGGCUGUGUUCGAAGUUUACCUACCUAGCGUAAAAGCACAAUAUGUUUCGACAUAAGUUUGUAUUUUGACAUGUAAUUAGGGACGAGGUAAUAGCGAGGUAAUUUAAAUCAUAGUCUUAAGAAAUUUUAUCAAAUGUACUAUUUCCUUUCAUUAAUAUACGAGUUAAUUCCGGAGAUUAUUAAAUUUAUAACUACUUAUUAGGCUAACAAAAAUAUAGUUGAAAAUGAAAAUAUAUUAUGUUGCUGUUUAUAACAAAUUUUGUUGCUAACCUAUUUAGUUUUAAGAGCUUACCGAGAGAUGAAAAGCCAUAUAUUUAUUGUUAUAAUUUCUGAAUAUAAUUAGAAAUAAUGUUCAAGCAAGUAAACAUAAACAUAGUUGAGUAUGAGUAAAAAUGUAUAUCGACUGGGGUCUCCUAUAGAGUAAGGCAAUCAUAUUAGCGUUAUACUUAGAUGUUUCUGAAGUUUUUGUUUUUAUCAUUAGAGAUAAUUAGAAUACUGUUAAAGCUGAGAAAUGAGCAAGUAUCAUCGUAAAUCAAAAUCUCGAUAUGGGCUUGUAAGAUCCUGGUUUUAGUUGGAAACUAUGGCAUAAGUAAGUUAUUUGUAACUCGGCCUAUAGCACUAACUAUACUUACGCACUUACUGUAAAAUAUCUUGUCCACUCAUUACUUUUAUAUCCAUGUUGUUUUAAUAAAUUUUUACGUGCGAA
Molecule: messenger RNA, 3656 nt
Organism: Cydia fagiglandana
Lineage: Eukaryota; Metazoa; Arthropoda; Insecta; Lepidoptera; Tortricidae
Gene: nAChRbeta1
Product: acetylcholine receptor subunit beta-like 1
Exons: 9
Coding region: 94-1668 (524 amino acids)
Biological process (GO): signal transduction; monoatomic ion transmembrane transport; regulation of membrane potential
Cellular component (GO): synapse; postsynaptic membrane; neuron projection
Molecular function (GO): transmembrane signaling receptor activity; acetylcholine-gated monoatomic cation-selective channel activity
Source: RefSeq, a predicted model, not a curated record